Molecule: messenger RNA, 1893 nt
Organism: Theileria equi strain WA
Lineage: Eukaryota; Apicomplexa; Aconoidasida; Piroplasmida; Theileriidae
Exons: 2
Coding region: 1-1893 (630 amino acids)
Source: RefSeq, a predicted model, not a curated record
AUGGGUAUCAAACAUUCUGUCAUAGAUAUUGCCAAGGAUGCUAAAAAUAAUGCUCCAACUACAUACUAUGGGAAUGGUAUAAGCCUCACCAGGAAAGAUGAACCAGAGAUUAGAACGAGCUAUGGAAGGAAUGAAAAACAACCACUCCAGAAUUACAAACAAUACAGACAUAAACUUCCGGAAAGUGGUGGGUGGUCACCAACUAGUUACGAACUAAGGGCUGUAAACCAUGGAAAUAAUAAGCAGGAGGGAUUGGAGACGAAGGGUAAAUUUGAACGUUAUAGGGAGGUUUCUGUACUCUACUGGCUGUGUGAUGAGCAAAAUUCAUUUCCACUGAUCAUUGGUCUUGGUGAAGGUAAACCAAUCUAUUUUAAACGAGAAAAUGAGACUACUAACGAAUGGGAAUAUUCCAAUAUUGUACCUCCAGCUAAUUUAUCAGACUACCAGAGGGUGUUGAACCAACUCAAUGAGAAUUUCAAAAAUGUAGUUAUAGUCAACCUCAAUGCCGAUAAAGAUAAGAAGUACUGUGGCCAUCCUUCUUUGAACUGCUUCAAGAGUCCUACGGAGAGUUCUGAUAGCAAUUGUUCUCAUAAUGGAACUACAUUCGUUAUCGUCACAGUUUCAGAUUGUAUAGAUACUAAGAUUCCUAGUGGUUUUAAAUGUCUUAAGCACUCUCCCUCUGGAAACAAGAUGAGAGUUUUAGGAACAUACCAUGGCAACUCUAUGAUUUCAUUUAAGGAGUCAGUUGUAGCCACAGAAUAUAGAUAUGUAAACGCUUACUAUGUGGCAGGACAUAUUAAUGCUAAGCCUUUGUUAUUAGAACUGUCAAAUGGAGUGGAUCAGGGAACAUCAAUGCUUUGUACUCUUACAAAUAAUAAAUGGGUGCCUUCAAACUUAUCCAAAAAUGAUCUUACUCAGGUACUUGAUCAGGAGAAUUGUCUGCGAAACAGCAUUGUUAUGGCUAAUGUGUCCAAUGAUGAAACAUAUUUCUGUAAGUGCGGGAACAACCAUAGGGAGAUUCAUGUUAAAAAACACAAUGAAAAUCUACCAGUUGGGUCUGAAUUGUAUGAACAUACCCUUGAAAGUACAGGAGGUAGAGAAACUCCAGAACCCUCUUUUAAUGGUCAUAGGCUUAUGGAUGACAUUAAAGAUGUUACAUUGCCCGAAAGUCCAGUGACAGAUGUAAAGAAAAUAUACGUCUACCUCUGUAAAAGUAACACAAAUAUGCAGUUGCUAAUUUAUAUGGACAAUGGAUCAGAGCCUGGAAAAUGGUUGGAAAAGAUUUAUGGAGGCAAUACAUGGACAGAAGCUAACUCUGUUUCUUUGUCUGGAGCAAAACCAACUGAUAGCAGUUCCAAGGAGAAGAUUGGGAAAGGACUUCAUGAAGUUUGCAAGAAACUUAAAACUGGUGGAUGUGGAUAUGCAAAUAGUGCUACUACCUCUACUACUGUACAUGGAUCCUCUCAAAGUGGUGGAAGCUCCCGUAGUACAGACAGAGAUGAAGGAUCAAAUUCAAGUGAUGAAAACUCUUCUAGUAACACUCUUCCAUCUUCAUCUCAACCAGGUGCUAGGGGACCUAAUGAACCUGAUCGAAGAGAAACUGGUGCUAAUGGUAUAGAUGACAGAGAUGGUGAAGGCGCUCUCUACUACUGCUGGAGUAAGAAGCUCUGUAGUGAAGCUCAAGAUAAAUCCAAAGUUGCUUCUGGAGGAGCUUCUGAUUCUACAGAUAAAAAGGACCCUUUUCAGAAGGUAAUUGAGUUCAUCAAUGAUCACCAUAAUGAAAUAGCACCAUCAGUUGGUGGAGUAUUAGGAACUGGUAUUCUAGGUCUUGCUGUAUGGAAGGCCCCUGCUAUAUUUAGCAGGGUACUUGCAAUCUGCAUUACUUCUGUAUAA